GCUGCAGGCACCACUCCUGAGCAAGGGAGCGUGGAGCAGCGAUGGCAAUGCACUGGGAUGCUCUCUUCAGGCGGUACCAGCUGCACCAGUACCCGGUGCUCAUGGAGCUCCAGCAGGAGGAUAUUAUCAGUAUUUGGAGCGGUGUGGCUGAGUACAUUCAACGACAACUACUGCUGAACAGGGGGGUGAAAAUCAAUGGACUCGGGACAUUCUUUGUUGUUAGACAAUAUUUACCAACAAGGAACAAUGACCUUCUUCCUGUUCAGAAACCUGUAUUUAAUCUAUCUGUGACUGUUGCAGCGGUUCACCAGAUCAAAUACACUAAUAGAGAAAUUCCUGGGGACGUGAUGAUUCUGCCAGUGUACCACCACAAGAUGCGCUUGGAGCCUUUCUUUCGCAAGAGGACAGUGGAGCGGUGCAUGGAGGAGACCCUGAUCUGUCUGUCUCGCCUUCUUGAAUACGCAUGCGAUGUGGACUUUGUUUUCAGAGACAUUGGUGUUCUCGUUAUCCGAGAAAUGAGAGUGCGGAUGAGAUUUUACAGAGAGUUCCUUGAAACUCUAGAUCAAACCGGGACCCUGGUAGAAGCUCUUCUCUCUGAUCCAGUGACAAAGGAUUCGGUCAUAACGGACAGGGAAGCCCUUGUUCCUCAAAGUGAUGACAGCGAUGCAGGUAUCUUCGUGUUUCCAAGGUUGGAGAUAAAGAGGGUAUGUAGACCACCAUUCUGGAAAACUCACAGAAAAAGAAUUGUGAAGCUCACCCAGGGAAAGAAGGCGGAGAAAGAAAUGGUUGAUGAGAGGAUUGCCAGGAAAGGGAGCCUUAUUGGAAAGCACCUCCUUGGCCAGGAGAGGAUUUCUUCAAUCAAGCUGACGGAGGAAAAAAGGGAGGAGAGAAAAGAGCCUCCUGUCAGCCAGCCGCCAGCAAUGAUGGAGAGCUCCCAGAAGGACGAGAAAGUUGAGAGCGAACACACUCCUGAUGACCAACCUCAAACUGUUAGUGAAGGUCACAAUAGAGCAGGAAAGGAGGUACAAUACCUGCCUACCCCAUGGGACCAAAGAAAUCGCUGGGCAACCUGGGACGAAGACAGGCGCAAGAAAGAAAGGGCAGACCUGGCAGCUGUACUAGCUAGGAGAGAAAAAGAAGAGCAGUGGAUGGCCAAGUUGAAACCUCUUUUAGAAGAAGUGGUUCCAGAGGGAGAAUAUGGCUAUACUCCAGGGCUGGCUGACAUCAAAAGAUGGAGGAAGCUUUUACAGAGCACAGAACAUUUGAAACCCUACUCUCUUGGGGAGAGUACACCCACCCUCAUCAGGAGAAAGGCAUAUGACCAAGGGCUGAAGGAGAAGAUUAAGCAGAAGUGGGGAAAAGCUGAGAACCCUAAGUCAGCAGAGAAGCAGAAAGAACUAAACCAGCUGAAGUUACUGCCAGAGGACCUUUUGGAGAUGAUCCAGCUACGAGACUGGGUGGUGAAAGGUAUCGGGAUGGCAAGCUCUGCAAAUGAGAUAUGAACAACCCUGGAGCAUCCAAUGCCCUUUCAGACACUACAUGCGCCUCCAGAUCCUGGCACAGUCUGGAUAAACUUCCACCUUUUUUUUUUUUUUUCCUUUGCAAGGCCGUUCAUUCUUUUGACUCUCUCACUGCAAUCACGUGCCUGCAAAUCUCUUGAUCAUCAUCCAAUGACAAUUAAUCUUUGCAAUAGAGUUCCAUAAUUCUCUUGAAUUCGAUCACAUUCCCAAAUUGGCGUGAAUCUUUCCUCCAGAGGGUGAAAGUUCUGCAGUGAGCGAGCUGUGGAGGGGCAGGGAAAGGACAGCCGGCAGAUGGGCUUAUGCUUUGAUCUCUGCUCCUAGGGCAGCUCUCUCCCAAGAUAUGCAGCACACAUGAUCUGUCUGCCCACCCACCUAUCGACCUACCUACCCAUUUGCCCUAUCACCCCCUCAUCUGCCUACUCCCCAGGUAUCUGCCUAUCCAUCCACUUCUUUAUAUACCCACUCGCCUAUCUACCUAAGUCUCUACCUGCCUACAUACCUGUCUCCCUCUACAUGCCUAACUGCCUAUCUGUCUCUCUCUCCCUACAGACAGGCAGCUCUCUGGAUAAGCUUUAUUUAUCUGUAGAGCUGGAAUUUCCUCUCCCUAUAGAUCUAUGUCUAUAUCAUGGCAUAUCUGAGCUCCCUGGUACCCCACCUCCAACCCAGUCUGGCUGAGGGUACUGUACUGAGAUCAGAUAGCUGAAACAACAUCUUUGAUGUUGUAAAGCCCCCACCUCUGCUUAUCCUUUUCCAGGUGGAGAGAGGCACUCUUUAUCCCCAAAGAAAGUUGGAGGAGCUGCUGCUUUCCCUGUUCUCUCCUUGAAAAACAACCUACUGGAAACGGAGCCUGCCUUACUUCUCUCUGCCUUCUGGGAAUAGGGUUGGGUCUGUAACCCUGCUGUGGGGUAAAGCAGGGCUCUUCUUUGCCAACACCCCAGUAAAUCCCCUUGGGCUGUUCUGUAGGCACAUGUCUCUAGAGCUAACAGCCUGUGCCUUCUACGUGCACAGCUCUCCUGGGCGUGGGCUUAGCGUUUCCUGGGCUGAUAUAAACAGGGUACUUUCCCCUUUUUUUCUUAUGAAGUGCUGGUAGGGCUCAAGCUUGAGGGAGUCUGUAUUUCAUUUUUAUUGGAUGAAAAGCAGUUAAGAGAAAUAUUCUGGGACUCUUCUUCCACUUUGCAACUGCUGUCGUGGGCCAAAUCAAGGUUGCAGAUGAGUAUUUUGGAGCACUACAGAGUCUUCAGCGAGAGGUAAGAUACAUUCUUGACAAUGGAGAGUGGAGACACUUAAUCCUAUUUCUUUUAGCUGUCUCCUUCCUCUAAUUAAGAUGACAGGUCUAAUGUGGAGGAGAUAAACUAGUCUCAUGCUUAUUCCUAUCCAGAGGUUUGUUACAGCAAAUUAUUUUAAGCAUCUGGUUGAUGGUGUUUUUUUAGAGAGUUUUAUAGGAAACUACUAUUUUCUGCAUUGGAAAGAAUCUUUAGGGAAAGUCAUCUCAAGUCUGUUUUGACAAUCCUGUCAGCCUUUCUCAAAUUCUGGGCGGCUUUAAACCUUUCUGUGAUCCUACUCUGAAUUGAAAACGAAACAUCUCCAUCAAGGCCAGGUGGGGACUUUUCAAACCAUUCUGGGGAAAGUGGUUGAAGUUAGCGUCCUUGCAAUCUAUUAUUAGAAGGGAUCUUUGCUUCUGUUUUGUACAAGUUCCUCCUACCUAGUGCUCCACACAACACGACGCAGCCUCUGGGUGAUUGCUGGCAGUACGGUCCUCCUACGGUCUGCAGAGCUGACGGCUGCCUGCCU
This is a messenger RNA of Struthio camelus australis, 3311 nucleotides long. RefSeq names its product coiled-coil domain-containing protein 81-like. Gene Ontology annotation, cellular component: centrosome. NCBI's taxonomy places the organism in Eukaryota, Metazoa, Chordata, Aves, Struthioniformes, Struthionidae. The record is from RefSeq and is a predicted model, not a curated record.